CGCUGAUGCUGAUGAGGAGCUGCGGUUUCACAGAAGAGGAGCGGUUUCACAGAAGAGGAGCUGUUUACAGAGAACAGCGGACCUGAAGGAGAACAGGAAGGACGGAGAGUCUGUCCACGCACCGCGGACGCACAGACAGACUGCCAGACUUUGAAUAAAGGGGGUCCAAGGUCACAGCUCCAUGUGGUCUGAUAGAAGAUGAGAGAACAUGACUUUGGAUGGAGUGAGCCAGGGUCUCUACAACCCUCCUGCAGCACUCUGCUGGGGUCAGAGGUCAAACUACAACAGGAAGUCCAGGGUGUGUUUGGUGUGUGUGAGGACAGAUCAGCUGGUUGCCAUGGUAAAGAGCUGAGGGAGGGUGGAGCUAAAAAUGCAAACCCAAGCAAACCAGGUGGAGAGACCAACAGGUUUGAUCAUCCUGUCGACAGAGCAGGUCUGUUCUCCUUCAUGACGUUUCAUUGGCUGACUCCUCUGGUUGUACACGCCCACAGGAAAGGGCAGCUACUAUUGGACGACAUUUGGGCCGUGUCACAGAGGGAGUGUAGCCAUGACAACAGCCUAAGGCUGGCGUCUCUGUGGGAGGAGGAGCAGAGGUCAAAGGGCAGCGAGGCGUCUCUCUGUUCAGUGAUAUGGUCUUUCUGUCGGACUCGUCUCCUCCUCUCCAUUCUCUGUCUCACCGUCACUCAGCUGGCUGGAUUCAGUGGGCCGGCAUUUGUGGUGAAGCGUCUGCUGGAGUACAGCCAGCAGGAGAAGCCAGACCUGGGCUACGGUCUGCUGCUGGUUCUGGGUCUCCUCACCACCGAGCUGAUCCGGUCCUGGUCUCUGGCUCUGACCUGGGCCCUGAACUACAGGACCGGAUCCAGGCUGAGAGGAGCCAUCCUAAGCAUGGCCUUCAACAAAAUCCUCCAUCUGCGCAGCGUCAGGGACAAGACCAUGGGACAGCUGAUGAACAUGUGCUCCAGUGAUGGUCAGAGGAUGUUUGAGGCAGCAGCAGUGGGGAGUCUGUUAGCAGGAGGCCCCCUGGUGGCCGUCCUCGGCGUGGCCUACAACCUGUUUAUACUGGGUCCAACGUCUCUCCUGGGAUCAGCUGUCUUCAUCCUCUUCUACCCCGCCAUGAUGUUCAGCUCCAGACUGACGGCAUACUUCAGGAGGAAGGGUGUGGCCGUGACCGACAGACGAGUCCAGAAGAUGAAUGAGAUCCUCAGCUACAUCAAGUUCAUCAAGAUGUACGCCUGGGUCAAAGCCUUCUCCCAGGACGUCCACCGUAUCCGUGAGGAGGAGCGCAGGAUCCUCGAGCUCACAGGUUACUUUCAGAGCAUCACGGUGGGUGUGGCUCCGAUCGUCGUCGUCAUCGCCAGCGUGGCAACGUUCUCUGCCCACAUGUUGCUAGGAUAUGACCUGACAGCUGCUCAGGCCUUCACCGUGGUGACGGUGUUUAACGCCAUGACCUUUGCCCUGAAAGUCACUCCAUUUUCUGUCAAGUCUCUGUCUGAAGCUUCAGUGGCCGUGGAGAGAUUCAAGAGUCUCUUCCUGUUGCCGGAGUUUGACAGUGUCCGAGCGGUACCUGCUGAUCCUCAGGUUGCUGUGGAGAUGUGUAGGGCCAGUCUGGUGUGGGAGGGGGGCGGCCAGAGCACCCAGCCCAGUCCAUGUAACCAAACAGCGAGCAGACUCCGACACAGGGACAGGUGCAGAGACAGGGCUGCUGUUCACCAGGAGGAGGAGGAGGAGCAGGAGGAGGUAACUGGCUCCCUGCUGAGAGAAGAAGGAGAUGUAACCUCAAGCCCAGAAGAGGAGGAGGAGGAGGAGGAGACCUGUCCUGCUGACCUGUCUGUCCCUCCUGUCUCCCCACGCCUUCAGAGCACCCUGCACUGCAUCAACCUGAGCAUCCAGCAGGGGAAGCUGGUUGGUGUCUGUGGCAGUGUGGGCAGUGGGAAAACCUCCCUGAUCUCAGCCAUCUUAGGACAGCAGAUGACUGUGUUGGACGGCAGUGUGGCUGUCAGAGGAAGGCUGGCCUAUGUGGCUCAGCAGGCCUGGAUCCUGAACGCAACGCUGAGAGACAACAUCCUGUUUGGACAGCAGUACCAGGAGGACAGGUAUCAGUCGGUGCUGAGCGCCUGCUGUCUCAGACCAGACCUCACCCUACUGCCAGACGCUGACCUCACAGAGAUUGGGGAACGUGGUGCCAACCUGAGUGGCGGACAGCGCCAGCGAAUCAGCUUAGCCCGUGCCCUUUACAGCGACCGGGACAUUUACAUCCUGGAUGACCCACUCAGCGCCCUUGACGCCCAUGUGGCCAACCACAUCUUCCACAAUGCGAUCAGGAAGCACCUUCGUCACAACACUGUCAUCUUCGUCACCCACCAGCUGCAGUACCUGGUGGACUGUGAUGACAUCAUCCUGGUGAGGGAGGGGAGUAUAGUGGAGCAAGGUAACCAUGACAACCUAAUGAAACUGAAUGGAGACUAUGCUGCCAUGUUCAACCACUUCCAGCUGGGAGACACUCCAUACAUCGAGGCUCCCAGCAGGAAAUCUGGUGGCUCUCAGAGGAAACCAGCAGACAGUAAACCAGGAUCAGUGAAGAAGAAUCCACCGGUUGUCAAGGACAAUGGGGAGGAGCAGCAGUGUGGGGGCGUGGCCUGGUCUGUGUAUCGGCUCUACAUGGUUGCGUGCGGUGGCUCCGCCUCCUGCCUGCUGAUCCUGGUCCUGUUCGUCUUUAAUGUGGGGAGUUCCGCCUUCUGUCAGUGGUGGCUCAGCUACUGGAUCAACCAGGGCAGUGGGAACACCAUGGUACCACAGGGAAACAACUCCAUGGUGAGCAUCAGCAUGAAGGACAAUCCCAUGAUGCAACACUACGCUGCUGUUUAUGCCUCCUCCAUGGGAGUCAUGCUGCUCUUCAAACUGAUCAGAGGCAUCGCCUUCGUCAAGGGAACUCUGCAAGCCUCCUCCAAGCUGCACGACCAGCUCUUCCACAAGAUCCUCCGCUGCCCCAUGAAGUUCUUCGACACGAUGCCCACAGGACGGAUCCUCAGCCACUUCUCCAAGGACAUGGAUGAAGUCGACACCCGCCUGCCCUUCCAGGCUGAGAUGUUCAUCCAGAACGUGAUCCUGGUCUUCUUCUGUCUGGGCGUCAUCAGCUGUGUUUUCCCAUGGUUUCUGGUGGCUGUGGGUCCUCUGGUCUUACUCUUUGCAGCCCUUCACAGUGUCUCCAGGGUCUUCAUCCGGGAGCUGAAGCGUCUGGACAAUGUGACGAUGUCCCCCUUUAUGUCCCACAUCACCUCCAGCAUCCAGGGCCUGGCCACGCUGCAGGCCUAUGGCAUGGAUAGGGACUUCCUCCACAGAUACCAGCUUCUGCUAGACCAGAACCAGGCUCCAUUCUACCUGUUCAGCUGUGCAAUGCGGUGGCUGGCAGUGCGCCUGGACGUCAUCAGUGUGGCUCUGAUCAGCAUCACCGCCCUGAUGAUGGUCCUGAUGCACGGACAGAUCCCUCCCGCCUACGCCGGCCUUGCCAUCUCCUACGCAGUGCAGUUAACAGGCUUGUUCCAGUUCACGGUUCGUUUGGCAUCUGAGACUGAAGCUCGCUUUACUUCAGUGGAGAGAAUCCACCAUUACAUCCAGUCCCUGUCCCAGGAGGCCCCUGCCCAGGUCAAAGGUCGUGCCCCUCCGGCUGGCUGGCCCCACCAGGGGGAGCUAGUGUUCAGGGAAGUGGAGAUGAGGUACCAGGAGAACCUCCCUCUGGUCCUGAACAGGAUCUCCUGCACCAUCAGGCCCAAAGAGAAGGUCGGCAUCGUGGGCAGGACCGGAUCAGGGAAGUCAUCUCUUGGCGUGGUCUUGUUCAGGCUGGUGGAGUGCUGUGGGGGAUCCAUUCUGAUCGACGGCAUCGACAUCAGUGACAUUGGACUGGCCAACCUCCGCAGCAAACUGUCCAUCAUCCCCCAGGACCCAGUGCUGUUCAGUGGGACGGUCAGGUCUAAUCUGGACCCCUUUAACCAGUACAGUGAGGAGCAGAUCUGGGACGCUCUGGAGAGGAGUCACAUGAAGGAGUGUGUGUCCCAGCUGUCCCUGAAGCUGGAGGCGGAGGUGGUGGAGAACGGAGAAAACUUCUCUGUUGGAGAGAGACAGCUGCUGUGUGUCGCCAGAGCUCUGCUGAGGCAGUGCAAGGUCCUGAUCUUGGAUGAGGCCACAGCAGCCAUGGAUGCUGAGACGGACGCUCUGAUCCAAGAGACCAUCAGGAGCUCGUUUCAGGACUGCACCACCCUGACCAUUGCUCACCGCCUCCACACCGUCCUCACCUCCAACCGCAUCAUGGUGCUCAACCAAGGACAGGUAGUGGAGUAUGACGAGCCCUCCAAGCUGCUGGCCAAUGAGAACUCUCGGCUGUGCUCGAUGCUGGCUGCUGUGGAAAACAAGAUCUCUGUCCGAGGAUGAAGAAGGACUGAAGUGGGGUCAGAGGUUACAGCAGGUCAAAGGUCAGUCAGUGAUAUUAGACCAGCUGUAUCCCAGUGAUCCCAUUAAAACCAGUAUAAACCAUGAGAAGGUGCUAUUCCUGUACAGUACAUGCUCUGCUGUAGAUUAUAGAUGUGAAUCAGCCUCACUGACUUGUCUCUGCGUAACGGUGUUUCAUCAGCUGAUGUGAACCAAAUCUGUAGUUCUUAUUAUUAUUUAUAAAGAUUUGUUUUGUUGUCAUAAACAUUCUGAGUUAACAUGGUGACCUGGUGCUGUGAGAUUGGAUGUCUGGAGAGGGUCUAGAGGUUAAAGGACCAUGACACGAUUCUCGCCUUGUAAAAAGUGUUUCAUUUUUCUCCUUUUAACAUCAUGCUGUUCAGAAUGAAACGUGGUGCAGCUUCAGCUUCAGCUGGACUCUUUAUUCAUGAAGUAAUAAUCUGAACUCUCUCCUAUAAUGAUGGUUAUAUAUUAUUAAUCUGCAUCAUAUACUAUCACAUCACAUAUGAUUUAGAGGAACCUGAAUGCAACAUAACUGAAGGAAAAGGUGCCAGUGAAGGUGUUUCUGAAUAGACAGUUGAUCUGGACUCCAGAAUAUUCUUUCCAGGUGAUGUGUCUGCACAUGUAAACAUCAGAUCCCGGUCUUCAGAGACCUGGACGUGCUGGGUGUAGUGCUGUAGAAACACCUGGUCUCUGCCUCUGUGAACGAUUGUGACGAGCUCCAGUUAACGUCCACACACGGACAGGACGGUUAGAGCCUGACAGAGGAAACACAGAGGAGGCUUGAUCUGGUCACUGCGAUCAAAACCUGGAUUCGUCUGACCUGACCUGAGGACCUGAACCAGCACAGAAUUGUUGUCUGUGGAGGAGAUGAACCGCAGUGAACAGACGGUUUUCAUGCUCCAUUCAGUCACAGUAAAGAUCUUUAAAGUGGAGUGAAGCUUAGGUGUGUUACCUGUGUGUAAUGUGAUGAUCUGUGUCAGUCUGUUGUUAUCUCUCUGUAAAGACCUGAUGAUGUCAUGAUGCUCUGAUCUUCAUGUGACUCAUCUCAAAGCAGAUGGACAGGACGUCUCCUGUCUGAUGUCCAGUUUGUCCUCAUGUCUCAGCAGCUCCACAGCAGAGGAAGAAGACAGAACUACCAAAAUAAAAGUCUGGUUGCGAAAAAUAAACAGAGUCUGAACUCUUAAAGAGCUACAGGAAGUGAGAGAUUUUUCAAGUCAGCUCAUUUUUUAUCAAACAGCCUUGUAGCGAAUGCAUGUGUGUGUGUGUGUGUGUGUGUGUGUGCUGUGUUUUCUUACAGCCUUAUAGCAUGAUUUGAUAACUGCCUUGUCUGAAGAGGGGGGGUCUGCUCUGAGAUAUUGUAAUAAAUAAAACAAUUUUAAGAUGAAAGCUUUGUGGUGUUUCCUGGUUCUGUUCAUUAAAGUCUAUGUUCUUUGGCUUUAAAUCUUCUCACAUGUAUUUUUAUUCAAUGAGAGUUUUAUAGUCGUUUUCUUCCUGCUGAUCAUUUUCAGUUUUUACAUCAGUUCUAUAAAACCAGCAGAUUGGUCCUGUACAGACAGAGGUCAGUCACUCUCUGCUGAUUUACAGGACAACAUUAAACCCCACCAAAGUCCUGCAUCCAAAUCCCACUGCAGUAAGAGUACAUUAGUGUUAUCAGUAAAACCUUAAGUGUUGAAAGCAAAAUGAAAAGCACUCCAUAUACAGGAUACCCUCUAUUAGUCAGAGUGUUAAUACUAUGGGAUGUAAAGAGGCCUGUUAGUUAAGAUACAUAUCACUUUAUCUGUACAGCACCUGUCAUACAGGUAAGUGCAGUUCAGACAAGCGGAGAAUAAGACAGUUUAGUAAAAGAGUCUGAGAGCAGAGUGAAUCACAAAUCUGAUAGUUACCUAAUAAAACAGACAAAAGACAAUAACAAAUACUAAACAUUUUAUAAUAUGAAUACAGUCAUGACACCUUCUCAAAGAAGGUGGAGGAAGCUUUGUUGAGGCAGGAACAUCUCCAUGUCUGCAGUCUGUCAUCUUCUGUCUCAAUCACAGGAUUCAACAUCACCAGUGAACAGAACAGGAGGCAGCUGAGGCUCACAUGUUCCUCCACUGAUCUCAGGGCCGGUGGUCCAGUCUACAUGUCCACAUAUUCUUGAGCAAAACACUGAGCCCUGGGUGCCUCCUGAUGGUUUGACCAGCUCACUGCCACCAGUGUGUGAGGGAAUGUUUUAGAUAAAUGUAUAAUCCUCACAGUUUGGUCUACAAACAUUCUCUAAUCUUCAUUAUUAAAAACAUCAGACUGCACAUUAAACUGUGCUUUCCUUCAGGUCAAACCUCUCUAGCUCUGCAGACACCUCUCACCCUGCCUCCUGGUCUUUUAGCCUGUGGCUCACUCCU
This is a messenger RNA of Seriola aureovittata, 6821 nucleotides long. RefSeq names its product ATP-binding cassette, sub-family C (CFTR/MRP), member 5 (gene abcc5). The coding region runs from base 199 to 4425 and encodes 1408 amino acids. Gene Ontology annotation, molecular function: ATP binding; ATP hydrolysis activity; ABC-type transporter activity. Gene Ontology annotation, cellular component: membrane. The transcript is spliced from 30 exons. Gene Ontology annotation, biological process: transmembrane transport. NCBI's taxonomy places the organism in Eukaryota, Metazoa, Chordata, Actinopteri, Carangiformes, Carangidae. The record is from RefSeq and is a predicted model, not a curated record.